AUGGUCACCCUGCUCGACUGCCCAAACGAGCUGCUGCUUAUCAUCUCCGAGUACCUAAACGACGAGGGUCUGCUCCACUUCGCUUCCACGUGCAUUCGCGUCAACUCUCUGCUCAUCCACAUCCUCCUCGAGCGCUGCCAGUGCGAGGCAGUCGUAUCCUCCACCGGCGCGAUCUCGUCUGUCUACUUCACCGGCGACAACCUCGGGGCCAUUCCAGCCCUAGCGAUUGCAUAUCACGCCACGUCGAUCGAGCUGUUAAGCUGCGGCUUCUCGUCCUUCUUCCGAUCUAGCUCGAGCAAAGAGAUAUUGAACGCGGUCAAGGCUCUGGAUGUGUUGGCGAAGAGGCUGGAACGGCUGAGCCACGUGCGUAUCCACCCGCUUCUCAAGUUUCCAGGCACGAAGAAGGAGUACGUUUCCUGGCAGAAACUGCUCGCGCUGUCCCUCAAUAGCGCCGCGCUUCGCGGCGAUUGCAGCAUCACGGUGUACAACGAACCAUACGAGGCGGUCGUGGAUCCCUUCCCCUUCUCGCACUCGUUCUCCGACCGGCCUACGACCGCGCAUAUCGACGGGUCCGGGAUCAUCGCUGAUACAACGUCUCGCCGCGCUGCUGGAACGCGUGAUCAGGGCAUUGAAGCCACAUACCGUGGCGAUAACGCGCUCCGACGAGCCGGAACCCUCUGCCCCACUCGUGAAAUCCACGGAACGCGCGUCGAAGCGCGUGAUACCCUUGCCCGUCCUCCCCGCGCUGAAGUCAUUGAACAUACACUCUUCCCUUCUUUUCCACACGACGUUCUACCGCUGGACGAUGCACACACUCAACACAUCCCCGCUCACCUCCCUCUCGCUCGACAACAUCGAUCUGUCGCUGUUCGAUUGGCACGAAACGCUUCCCCGCCUAUCCCUCGCGGUGCUCGACCAUCUGCAUCUGGGAAUGCACUGCUCUAUCGCCGUUCCAGACCUGAAGGCGUUUCUUCACCGCCAUCCCAGCAUCACCUCCCUCGACCUCAGCUUCCACGAAGCCAUCGGCCCACUGCACGCGCCCGGUCCUGCGCUCCCAAAUCUCUGCCGCAUCCGCGCCACACCCGAGUAUCUCGUGUACUUCCUGUCGGGCCCCCCGCCGGUGACAUCCAUCCCUUGCUGAGGGAAGUCACCAUCACGUCGCACGGCGGAAGCGUGUACGAGGAAGACCGCUUCGCCAAGGUCGUCGCGGCGCUGGAAAAGCGCGGCUCGGUCCCCGCUGUCGGUCUGGUCGGCAAGUUGAUGGGUGUGCUUGAUCUGCCGGAAACAUUGGUACCGCUGGGCAACACCCUUGAGGAGGACGAGAAUGGGAAUCGCUGA
Messenger RNA from Mycena citricolor, 1338 nucleotides. The record is from the annotation of a GenBank genome assembly. Lineage: Eukaryota; Fungi; Basidiomycota; Agaricomycetes; Agaricales; Mycenaceae.